Messenger RNA from Patella vulgata (common limpet), 982 nucleotides. RefSeq lists its product as uncharacterized. NCBI's taxonomy places the organism in Eukaryota, Metazoa, Mollusca, Gastropoda, Patellidae. Gene Ontology annotation, molecular function: transferase activity. The coding region runs from base 1 to 969 and encodes 322 amino acids. Gene Ontology annotation, cellular component: SCF ubiquitin ligase complex. The transcript has 5 exons. Gene Ontology annotation, biological process: SCF-dependent proteasomal ubiquitin-dependent protein catabolic process. The record is from RefSeq and is a predicted model, not a curated record.
AUGAGUGACACAUCAGCUAGACCUACUGGAGGGAACCACUUAAGUAAAGAGGAGGUUGCUUUUCGUUUAUCAAAGCGAUUGUGUUAUAUUUUAAGAUAUGGAGCGGUUAAGUCAGGGCUACGUGUCAACGAACAUGGGUUUGUACCGGUUGAAGAGUUGAUAAAAUUACCAAUGUUAAAAUGGCACUCAAAGGAAGACAUACUGCAAGAACUCUCAACAUCAAUAUCUACCAGGAAUGUUAACAGGUUCGAACUUCUGGAGCAAAAUGGAGAAACAUUGGCUAGAGCAGUGUAUGCGAGAAACUUUGAAAAGGCACCAGUUUCUACAGAAAGCCAAGAAUCACAAAUAGACUCAUUAUAUGAUGUGUGUUUACAAAAAAUCAUGGAUAAUUUAAAUGAUUAUGACUUAAGUGAUUUUCAAGAUGAACAUACAAUAAGAAUAAUGAUCUACAGAUUAAAAUCGCAAAAGAAACUAAACAUGAAGGGAUUGAAAGUUCUGCUUGUGCCUACAUUAGAACACCUUGAUUUUGAAGGUUUAUAUCUUACAGAAAAUAUCUUCAAAUUGUUGUGGAACAACUGUCCAAAUUUAAAAGAAUUAAGUCUUAAAAACUGUGGUUACAUUGUGACAGAUACCUUACUUAUUCAAAUUCUAAAGAAAUUACCCAAGAUUGAAAGGCUAAAUGUAGCCUUUUGUAAUCAUUUAACAGACAAAACAUUAGAAACUAUUGUAAAAUAUAUACCACAAAUAAAGGAGUUGAAUCUCAAUAAAAUAAAUAACUUUAGUGAAGAGGCCAUAAUCAAAUUCUUAUCAUCGACUCCAGAAUUAAAACGACUGGAUGUAUAUAAUUUACGAACAACUGAACAAGGUAGGGUGAAAAUAUUACAGUUGAUCAGAAGUCAUGGAAUAAAGUUUAUCUGCCGUGGGUUUGAAAAUGAGGAUGUUGCACCAGAAAUGCCAGCAUAUCUGUGAAAACAGUUAAAAU